Molecule: messenger RNA, 1186 nt
Organism: Paramecium pentaurelia
Lineage: Eukaryota; Ciliophora; Oligohymenophorea; Peniculida; Parameciidae
Source: the annotation of a GenBank genome assembly
AUGUUAAAUAGUUCACUUAAUUUUAGGCAAUUUAGUAAUAUAAUUGCAUCCAGGAUUUUAGAUGGCAUAUUUAUUGGAAAUUAUGUCCCUUUAGAAGUUUAUUAUAUUAUCUAUGGUAGGAAUAAUAAUAUAUGAAAAUAAAUCAAAUAACUCAUGUAGUUAAUUGUGCAGCUGGAGAAAUUAAAGUACCAGAUAAUUUAAAGGAAUUAAAAUAUUAUUGGAAGGAUGAGGAUUCUUAAGUAUAAAUUUAUUCUAGCUAGAUUAUAGUCACUCUAGAAAAUAUAAGAGAAAUUUAGGGAUUUGUUGAAAAAGCCUUAAAUAGAGGUGAAAGUGUAUUAUUUUGUUGUGUAAGUGGUUAAAGUCGAUCACUAACAGCUCUAGUGAGUUAUCUUAUGUUUAGGUAAUCAUUUCAAUUUAUAGUAUUAGAUUUAAAUGGAGUUUAUUUAAAGCUCUCCAAUACAUCAACAUAUUAAAAAAGGAAUUCGAAAUUAGAGCAUCAUUUUUGAAGCAGCUCAUUGAUUUUGAGAAAGUUGAAAUGAGUGAGACAGUAAUAAGUAGAAAUUGGAAUAAAACACCAGAGGAUUAAGAGGAAGCACUCUUGUAAAAUACUUACUUAAAUUCUGUACAAAAAUCAAAUGAUGAUAAAUUCAUGACCACCACUAUACCAAAAUCUUAAAAUUAUAGUAGAAAAAGAGUUUCUUGGUCAAGAUAUGAGAUUAAUUUAGGUACUACAGAGGUUUGCUUCAAUUAUUCAAAAGGAAAGAAGAUUUUUAAAUCAAUUUUAAAAUCCAGUUAAUUAAAAACAUCUGAUAAGAAUAAUACUUUAUCAAAAGUUUAUACAAACCUUUUAAAUCAAAAGACUAAAGGUAAAGUAGAAGAAUUGUUUAAAAGAAAAAAUAGUUAACAAAAUAGAAAUAUUUAAUCAAGAACUCUAACACCUCUUAAUAAAAGAAAAAACAUUGAUUUAAUUACUCCAAAUUAAAAUAUGAGAAAAUUUUUAGAAAUUGAACUCUAGUCUAAAUAAUUCUAAUCGAAAGUUCGGUCAUAAUCUAAUACACCUAGAUGUAAUCAAAGUUCUAGAAACUAAAAUGCUUCAUAAAUUUCAGCUGAUUUUGAAUUGGAAUCAUCCAAAAAACCUCCUCGUUUAAUACGUAGGGCUUAAUUUAAAUUAUUCUAAUUAUUGUGA